Molecule: messenger RNA, 1994 nt
Organism: Sinocyclocheilus rhinocerous
Lineage: Eukaryota; Metazoa; Chordata; Actinopteri; Cypriniformes; Cyprinidae
Product: MICOS complex subunit MIC19-like
Exons: 8
Coding region: 162-1322 (386 amino acids)
Biological process (GO): inner mitochondrial membrane organization
Cellular component (GO): MICOS complex; mitochondrion
Source: RefSeq, a predicted model, not a curated record
GGGACUAAAGGAGGAAGCGCUGUGUGUUUCUGAACGGGAGCGUGCGGCCCUGGUGCUCGCGCGUAACAACUCGAGAGCUGUCAACUCUUUGAAGUUCAUAACUACUGAUCAAAUUUAAAUGAACUAGCUUGUUAAACACUAGCGGGCUUGUUUGACCAGGAAUGGGAGCCAACUACAGCACGCGCCGCGUGUCUUUUGAGUCGGAUGAGAAUGAGAACAUAACGAUAGUGAAGGGCAUAAGGCUCUCGGAGAAGGUCAUCGACCGCAUGAGGGAACCCUCAGGCCCACCACGGCCCCCCACCAGAACCCCUCCUGCUCCUCCUCCCGUGGUUGAUCCUCUGCCAGCACUGGUGCCAAUAUCUCCUCCACCUGACCCUGUCACUUCCCUUCCACCUUCUUCCUUGCCAGAGCGAGUCAAACUCCCUGAGCAAGUGACCACUACUGCACCUCCUCCACCACUAGCAGAGCCGGUCAUUCUCCCCCCACCUCCUCCUGAAUCAGUGGGUGCUGUAUCAGCCCCUGCAGGUGAGUCCAUUGCUCCACCUGCAGCCACAGCUGAGCUUAUAACAGCAUCUCCACCUGUGGAAAUAAUUGCCCCUCCUCCAUCUUCUAAACCCAUUGCUUCUCCUCCCCUUGCUGAUUCUGUUGCCUCCCCUCCUGCUAUUGAGCUCUUCACACCUCCUCCUCCCCCCAUUCCUACCCAUCCUAUCACUAAAACCACUUCUGAACCCAUCUCUGCUCCACCUGUAGAAAUAACCAUCCCCUCCCCUCCAGCUGAACUUGUCGCUCCUUUCGCUUCCGCUGCUGAAACUAUCCCACAGCCUCCUCCGUCUGUAGAAAAACCUGUGGCUUCUUCACCACCACCUCCUCCCGCCGUGCAUGAGUCUGAACUGAGAAGAAAGAUAGCUGAAGAGCUGCAGAAAGGCCUGGAGGAAGAGAGGAGAAAGGCACGGGAGGAGCUCAACCAACGGCUGGAAAAGGAAAAGUCCCAGGCUCAUGUUCAGGCCCAGGCAGAAGCUCAAGCCCAGGUAAAGGACGAGGUGAGCAGGAUCCUCGCAUUAGAGAAAGAGCAGAGCAUCCAGAAAGCCAUACUGAGAGAAAGAAUCACCGCCGAGGAUGAAAGACUGCAAGCUCCGAUAUAUCAGAUGGAGAGAAAGGCUAGACAGUUAGAGGAGAGAGACAAAGCGCUCCGGAAGCAGGACGCAUUCUACAGAGAACAAGUGGCCAAGCUAAAGGAAAGGAGUGCCCAGUUCUACAAGGUUACAGAUGAAAACUAUCACAAGGCAGCAGACGAGGUCAACGCCAAGUUUAAGACAAGUUGAGGACUGGAGGUUAAGUCUCUGAGCAGGAAGAGUGGAAGUUUGUAUCUGUGAUCUCACCGUUUAUCGACUGUUGCCAAGGAAAGACGCCACCCAGAGACACACCUGAGCAGACCUGAAGCAGAAUCUGCAGUGAACUGAGAGCUAGAUACCCUUGAACCUUCCUUUUUUCCUAUACCCUUUCCCAUCACUUUUACCUUUCUACCUCCUUCCUGUUAUUUCACCUUUAUCCAGUAAAGGGGAAACUGGUAUCCAUUUCUGAAAUGGACAGAAUCAGUAAGCAGCGGCGAUCAUACAGUAGGUGGAACUCUAAGGUUCUGAGCACCUGAACCAGAAUAGCACACAAUGGAUAGCACACAGUGAAGAGAACCGAACUAGACACCAAAUAUUGGCCACACUAGGCCAAUCUAGACCCAACCACAACAGAAUCCCAGAACUCUGAGUUGGUUCUAGAUUUGGUCGGUCUGGUUGCGUAGCGUCAUUUAUCCUGUGAUCCACCCUGCUAACCCACCACAAUCCUCCAUCACACUUCCCAUUGCACUAGUCACAUCCUCCAGCUGUUCAUUGUGUUUUUGCGUGUGAUAUUCAUUACCGUUUUUUUGUCUCGUCGUUCACACAAAAAGGUCAGGCCUGAUCCCCUGAUCUGCUUUAAAGAAUAAACAAUUCAAACCCUAA